Arvicanthis niloticus (Nile rat) is the source of this 1413-nucleotide messenger RNA. Its product is annotated as DDB1- and CUL4-associated factor 12-like protein 2. The record is from RefSeq and is a predicted model, not a curated record. Gene Ontology annotation, molecular function: protein binding. NCBI's taxonomy places the organism in Eukaryota, Metazoa, Chordata, Mammalia, Rodentia, Muridae. Gene Ontology annotation, cellular component: Cul4-RING E3 ubiquitin ligase complex.
ACUAUGGCCCCUCAGCAAACAGGUAGCAGGAAGCGGAAAGCCUCUGAGGUCGAGCAGGGCGCCGGGACUUCUUUGUCGCCUGGGCGGGCGGCUGAGGUGGCGGGGACAGGCCAAGCGGAUGGGCCAUUGCUGCUGGCCAAGAGGCCGAGGCGGCCCGUGGCUCGCCGCUCCUUGGUGCACUACCUGAAGGGCCGCACGCUGGGCGCCGAUGGCCACCCAGGGCUCGCGGUUUUUGAAGGCGACCUGCGCAGCUACGGGGUCCUCAGGUUGCCCGAGCUGCUGAGGGAGCGCCAGCUGACCCUGGGCCCCCUCAACAAGGUGUUCGCAUCGCAGUGGCUCAAUGCCAGGCAGGUGGUGUGUGGCACCAAGUGCAACACGCUCUUCGUGGUUGAUGUCCAGACUGGCCGGAUCACUCGCAUUCCCUUGAUGCGAGACAGGGGGCCUGGACAAACCCGUGCCCAACCCACCUGUGGCAUCCACGCCAUCCAGCUGAAUCCCUCUAAGACCCUGCUAGCUACAGGAGGUGAAAACCCCAACAGUCUAGCAGUCUAUCAGCUACCCACUCUAGACCCUGUGUGCUUAGGUGACCGUCAAGGCCACAGGGACUGGAUCUUCGCCAUUGCAUGGAUGAGUGAUACCGUGGCUGUGAGUGGCUCUCGUGAUGGCACCGUGGCACUCUGGCGGGUGGAUCCUGAUAUGUUCAAUGGCAGCAUUCCUUGGCACAAUAAUUCAGGAAUUCCACGGUAUUCACACAUUCGUCCAAGGGACAUGGAGGCCAUCCCGAGGGCAACUACUAACCCGGGCAACCGCAAAGUGCGAGCCCUUGCAUUCAGUGGCAGAAACCAGGAACUUGGAGCUGUGUCCCUGGAUGGCUACUUCCACUUGUGGAAAGCCAGAAGCUCCCUGUCCAGGCUGCUGUCCUUAAGGUUGCCUUACUGCCGGGAGAAUGUGUGUCUCACCUACUGUGAUGAGUUGUCCCUCUAUGCUGUGGGUUCCCAGUCUCACGUUUCAUUCCUGGAUCCAAGACAACGUCAGCAGAACAUCAAGCCCUUGUGUUCCCGAGAGGGAGGCACAGGUGUGCGUUCUCUCAGUUUCUACCAGCACAUCAUCACCGUAGGCACUGGACAUGGCUCUCUGCUCUUCUAUGACAUCCGUGCCCAGAAGUUCCUGGAGGAAAGGGCCUCAGCUAGUCCAGACUCAUUUCUUGGGCGCACAGGGAGGAAGCUCAAACUCACUUGUGGGAGAGGCUGGCUCAACCAAGAUGAACUCUGGGUGAAUUACUUUGGUGGCACCGAGGAAUUCCCCAAUGCACUCUACACUCACUGUUACAACUGGCCUGAGAUGAAACUCUUUGUGGGUGGAGGUCCACUCCCUUCAGGCCUCCAUGGCAACUAUGCAGGCCUCUGGAGCUAA